AUGUUUGCUCCUUCGGCGGUUUAUACCUAUGGACAUCACAAUUCCGGAACAGAUGAGGACGAUGGGUACGUCUGGGCCAGGGGUGUGCGGAAGAUUUUUUUCGGAAAAAUUUCGGAAAAAUCGGUUUUUCCGAAUUUUUUUCGGAAAAAUUUCGGAAAAUCGGUUUUUUUCCGAAUUUUUUUCGGAAAAAUUUCGGAAAAAUCGGUUUUUUUCCGAAUUUUUUUCGGAAAAAUUUCGGAAAAAUCGGUUUUUUUCCGAAUUUUUUUCGGAAAAAUUUCGGAAAAAUCGGUUUUUUUCCGAAUUUUUCGGAAAAUUUCGGAAAAAUCGGUUUUUCCAAAUUUUUUUAUUCGGAAAAAUUUCGGAAAAAUCGGUUUUUUUCCGAAUUUUUUUCGGAAAAAUUUCGGAAAAUCGGUUUUUCCGAAUUUUUUUUCGGAAAAAUUUCGGAAAAAUCGGUUUUUUUCCGAAUUUUUUUUCGGAAAAAUUUCGGAAAAUCGGUUUUUUUCCGAAUUUUUUUCGGAAAAAUUUCGGAAAAUCGGUUUUUUUCCGAAUUUUUCGGAAAAAUUUCGGAAAAAUCGGUUUUUUUCCGAAUUUUUUUUCGGAAAAAUUUCGGAAAAUCGGUUUUUUUCCGAAAUUUUUUUCGGAAAAAUUUCGGAAAAUCGGUUUUUCCGAAUUUUUUUCGGAAAAAUUUCGGAAAAAAAUCGGAAAAAAAUCGGAAAACUCACUUGUUCAUUGGUUCAAUAAAGUGUUUGACAAAAACACGCUUUCUCACCGUUUUUCCGCCCAGUUAAAUAUACGUCCCACUUUCCCAUUACGUCAGCUUUUCUGAAAAAACAACACAAAUCGCAACAAUCGGUUCAUUAGAAUGAGAGAAACGAAAGAAAUUGCGUAAAAUUUAAAAAUCAAAUUUAAAAAGACGCUCGCUGCUAGACCCUUCCAAAAAUUUUGUGAUGAUGCGCCUUUAAAAAGCAUACGGUGGUUUCGGACAAAUUGACCUUGAAUCCACACUAAUUUUCCGAAAAUUGCUCGGAAAAUCGGAAAAUUUCGGAAAAUCGAAAUAUUUUCCGCACACCCCUGGUCUGGGCAAUGUUCUGCGAAAAGGGGGGGGGCUCAAAACGAUCACAAAUUGUUUGCAGUCAACCGCAUCUUCAAGGUCUCGACGGUUCCGACGGUCAAUGCAUGGUGUGCGGCGAUCGAUCGGCCGGCAAACACUAUGGAGUCAUGGCGUGUUAUGGUUUGUUAAACGGCGCGCAAAUCUUGAAUCCGAAAACGCCCCCUCCCCGAGAUUUUUCAGGCUGCAAAGGCUUUUUCCGUCGCACAAUCCGCUCUCAACAGACGUACACGUGUCGCUUUUCGCAAAAGUGCGCAAUAGACAAAGAUCAGCGGAACGCGUGCCGAUAUUGUCGAUUUCAACGAUGUUUGACGGUCGGAAUGGAGCCGGAGGCGAUCCGUCCGGACCGUGACAUCAUCGGAAAACAGAAGAAUCCGCGGAAAAAGAAGAUAAAGUCGGAGAACGGCGGGAUCGACGCGAAUUUGCCGUCGCCGAACGGGCGCGAAUCGCCGAGCAGCAAUCAGGAGGACAUGAUAUUGUCGUUUUUGUUGGAGGUGGAAGAGCAGGCGACGUGUGGCAACAAUCUCGGUAAUAUACCGAUUGGAAUCUCGAUGAUGAUGAAAAACGACCCGGAUUUCGAUGUUUCUACGCUCUUUCAUAGCCAAUAUGUCAGAAAUCAAGAGAGUUUUCCGGUAAGUUGAUAUUGUAGGCUUCCAAGACGUCCAAACGUUUUUGCAAACAUUUGUAGACAUUCUUGACGUCUGGUAGUACAUUUUUGUAGUUGACACUUUUUUGAUAGGACCCCUACCUGGAUUACUGUAGCGCUUAGAAGUUUGCAUGGACUUUUAGCCACCCCAAACUUUUGAAAAGAUAUAAUAACUUUCGCAAAGGUUGUAGAGAAAAAUGGUCAACUACAAAAACACAGUACUAGACAUGUACAUUAUUUUUGUAGUUGACAACUUUUUGAUACGCGCACGCGUUGGAGUACUGUAUCGCGUUUUUGCAGAUCAACUACGGAAUCGGCCGGACGGCGUCAGUGGAGCAGCUCAUCGCGGCCCUCCGACGAUACGUUCUUUCCGCAGUUCACUGGAUCGACGCUCUGUUCAACAGGGCCCAAUUGACUGAAAUGCACGAUAAAACGACGCUUUUGAAGGCCGUCAUCGGACCGUUCACAAUUUUUAACAUCGCCGCAAGGACCGCCCAAAUAACGGCCGCCAUUCCGGCGAACGACGUCGACUUGAUUUGUUUGUGCAAUAAAAGUACGAUCGGAAGACAACCCGCCAGACAUUUGUUGGAUACAAAGUGAGAUUUUUUGGGGGUUUUGGAUGGAAUUUCCGGAGGUGGUUGGAGCAAAAACGAGCAAAAACGGGCUUUCCAAAAAUGAGUCAAUUUUAAAACGAAUAUUGUAGAGUUCUGCGAUGUCCCAUGGUUCUAAAAAAUUUUGUGCACAAUCUUGACAUCUAGUACUUUAAUUUUUCAGUUGACACUUUUUUCCUACGACCACGCUGUGGAGUACUGUAGUUCGUUAAAGUUGGGACUGGAAUCCGUAGGCUUUUGAGCAAUCGUAACUUUGAGCAGCUACAGUAGUCUUAGGAGUGAUGGUACAAAACAUGUGUCAACUACAAAAAUGUAGAACAAGACAUGUACAUCACUUUUGUAAUUGAUCAAUUUUUGCUACGAUCACUGCUCGGGAUACUGUAGCCGUUUUCUUGCAAUGCCAGCAAUUAUUGAUCGAAAAUAUCAAUGCGAUAUUGUAUGGCUCUUAAACAUCACUCUUUCUUUUUCAGUCUGGUCGGAAACAACUUCGUGGGCCGUGUCAUCGACGAUCUCGUCGUGCCGACCAAGAAAUUGGGCCUUUCCAAUCCGGAAAUCACCAUUCUUUCGGCCCUCAUCAUUCUGGAUUCAGAUGCGCGCGGCAUGAGCACCGGCACGUCGGCGGCUCUUUGCGGAAUCCGCGAUCGACUUCAAAAUGCGCUUUUUAACGUUAGUAAUGACCGAACAUGCUCAAUAUGCGGCCGCGCGGGCUCAAAAAUCCAAUUUUCAAGCGUGUAACAUUUCGAUUUGCGGUCACACUUUCGCCUAUUCACAAAUCGCACGAAAAUCGCCCCGCAUCAAAAGCAUGUUUGGAGCUUGAUUUAGCGCAAAUUAGGUUUCGCUUGAUGGGAUUAGCGCUCUCUCUCUCGCCGCCAGGUGCAAAUAUUUAUCUGAUUUUCGUGUCGUAUUCGACUAAAAAUAACAAGUGGGCGCGAAAAAUAAACGCGCGGGGACUUGCUUUCGGAUUGGAAAUGUGAAGCAAACGAAUGCAAAAGACAUUUGACACGUCGGGGCAUCGAACCCGCCCGACCUCAAGAUUACUAAUCGCGCCUUGUGCCACUAAGCCAUCCGAACUUGACUUUUGAACCAGGUCAAUAUUAGUGUCAAAACUCUUCAAAUCUCUCGGAGACGCCGAAAAUAAUGUUUUGCAGCUGAUCCGAGACACGUACCCGAACAUGACGACAGUGACCAGUCGAUUCGGCAACUGUCUGCUUCUUUUUCCACCGCUGGCGGUAGGCAAAAUGCGAUUUUCGGCGGAAACACGCGAAAACUUGCAGAAAUUGAGCAGUUUGAUCGGUGAAAAUGUGCAAUUGGCCAAAAUGUUCGGACUGCCGAUCGAUUCGCUGCUCGUCGAGCUCUACGUGGACGCCGACUCACCAGAAGCACGUUUUUCUUUGUAUUUUGUGACUUGAAAAGCACGUGCGUGCGGCAGCUCGGAAAUUUGUUAUCAGUGAUGAUAGAGGCGAAAAGUGAUGUUUGGUGAGAGAGCGAUAAAAAUGAAUUGCGUUGACGUUGUGAGUUGAGUGCAAAAAGUGAAGAUUUUAGGGACUUUUUGCCGAGUUUUGAGUUUUGAGACGAAUCUUGACAUCUAGUACUACAUUUUUGUAGUUGACACUUUUUUGCUACGUCCACGCGUUGGAGUACUGUAGUGUCUUGAAGUUGGGACAGAAAUUUGAAGCCUUUUUGUAGGCCUAACUUCAAAGAGCUACAGUAGUCUUAGGAGUGGGUGUACCAAAAAAGUGUCAAUUACAAAAUUAAAGUACUGGACAUGUACACUAUUUUUGUAGUUGAUCACUUUUCUCUAAACACGAUACUAAGAGUACUGUAGUCUCUGGAAGUUGGAGCUCUUCUUAGGUGUCUCAAAUUGUAGCUGACUUCAAGGGACCAUCGUACUCCAGGAAGUAGUUGUACCAAAAAAGUGUCAACGAACAAUUUGUAGUUCUAGGCACCAAGAUUGCGUACAAAAAAUGUUGGAAACAGGGAACGUCUUAGAAUCCUACAAUAUCCGCUCAAACUCAAUCGAUAUUUUGCAGCUGAUCUCGCAAAGUUCGCACGCUCGCGAACGCAUGGACGUUUCGACGCAAACCGCUGCGGGCGAGGGACCAGCACCGACGGGGACCAGUGAAGACGUGGCCGAAGGAUUCAUCAAGGAGGAGCUGGAAAACGCGGCGGCGAGCACCGAAAGUCCGUCGAGUUCCGAAGAGCCCAUGUGCAUUGGGACGACCAUCUCGAGCACGUCUACCGUGGCCACCAACUUCGCCGCCGAUCUUCUGGGACUACUUCCGAACUUUGAUGUCACCUCGGCUGGCCUAGAAUUGGCCACGGCCGCGGCCGCCGCCUCCAAUCUCGCCUACAAUCCGUUUUACGGCUUCGGAAACCUCGGCGGGAGCCUCGACGACUCCUCCUCAUCCGGCGGAUCCACCAGCUUCGCGCCCCACUCGGCACCGCCAAUUUCGAGCACGACCAAUCCGUUCGCGGCGACCGCGCACGCGUUUUUCGAUAAUAGCGCGCCGAACACCGGCGUGGUGCACAAUCAGCAGUUCCGAUUCGUCUAG
Caenorhabditis sp. 36 PRJEB53466 is the source of this 4917-nucleotide messenger RNA. The record is from the annotation of a GenBank genome assembly. NCBI's taxonomy places the organism in Eukaryota, Metazoa, Nematoda, Chromadorea, Rhabditida, Rhabditidae.